Mangifera indica (mango) is the source of this 3948-nucleotide messenger RNA. Its product is annotated as transcriptional corepressor SEUSS-like. NCBI's taxonomy places the organism in Eukaryota, Viridiplantae, Streptophyta, Magnoliopsida, Sapindales, Anacardiaceae. The record is from RefSeq and is a predicted model, not a curated record. The transcript is spliced from 10 exons. Gene Ontology annotation, biological process: negative regulation of transcription by RNA polymerase II; positive regulation of transcription by RNA polymerase II. Gene Ontology annotation, cellular component: nucleus; transcription regulator complex. Bases 707 to 3526 code for a protein of 939 amino acids.
GUGAGCAAGCAAUGCAAAACCAUUAUCUUUUUCUUUUUUUGGGUAAUUAAAAUCAUUACUCCUUCUCUCUCUGAAUUUAUAAAUAUAAAUACCAAAGUACAGAGAGCGCAACAAAACGAGAAGCCUAGUACUAUCAACUGAAGCAAAAAGCGAAAAAAGAAACCUCUAAAACAAUAAAAUAUUGGUACCCAGAGAGCUCAGUUUGUGCCAGCAUGUCUCAAGAUUGAAGAGGAAACCCACCAUUUAUUAUUAUUAUUAUUAUAUUUUUAAUCAAUUUAAUUUAUUGCCAAAGAAUCAUUUAUUUGAGCGCAGCAGGACCAGACAGGAGUUUUAUUAAUAAAUAUGCAUAUGGGUUUUCGGUUUUGUUUGGUCUUGCUUCAUUAGGAUCAUAAAUCUUUGUCAAGAUUCUCAAGAUUGCUGACCUCUCUUAUGGCUUAAGCACUCCUUUUCUGGUUCUGUGAAAAUUGGCUCCAAUAACUUAUCCUCAGAUGAGCCUAUGGAAGGUUUGUAGAUUCUAUUGCAACAUGGUGAGAUAUUUGAAGUGUUGAGCUUUGAGUAGGAGAGUACUCAUGCUGCUGGGUUGAUCAAAAUAUUGAGUUUUGCUUGCCAAGGUGCGUAGAAAAGCUUUCAUGAAUAUCUGGGCACUGUUAAGUGAUGUGGUGCUUGGUCAUUUUUGGUGAAUACAUUUAGUUCUGGUUUCUUCAAAAUGGUUCCAUCAGGAACUCCAGUUGGCAGUUCCCAGUCUAUUUCAUCUGCAGUUCUACAAAAUAACUCUGCUAUUUUGGGGUCUCAACGAGGUCCAGUGCCUCCUCAAGCCACAUUUUCUUCAGUUAUCUCUCCAAGAGCUCCGUAUAAUAUGAACUUGAUUGGGAAUAAUGCCAGCAUUUCCACACUUUUCAGUCAAACUUUUGGGAAUGGCGCAAAAAACACCAGCCCAUCUGGCUUGAGCGGUUUCCAACGUGGAACUACUGAUGCUAUGGCUGACUCUAAUCCCCUUUCUGUUGUAUCAACUGACGUUGGCAUUAGUGCUUUGCGAUCAUCAAUUGCUGCACCAAACAUGGCAAAUUCUGGUUCAUCUGGCCAAGCCGCCCAAAACCAGCAUAUGUCAAAUUCUUCUGGAAACAUGAUGUUGUUGGAUCAGCAGCAGUCUCAAGUUCAAAAGUUUGAGCAACAAAAUUUGCAGCACAAUCAGCAAUUGAUGCAGCAGUUCCCUUUGUCACAUGGCCAAUCACAACCACAGCACCAUAUCCACUCGAAUCUAGGAGAAUUUACUGGCAUGAACUCUAUUAAGCUGGAGUCACACACAAUGAAUGAUCAGAUUGGCCCACAGCAAUCGUUGCAUUCUUUGAGAAAUUCGGGCCCAGUGAAGAUAGAGCUGCAACAUAACCAGAUUGGAAAAAGGAUAGGACCUGUCAAACUGGAACCACAUCUUGACCAAGCAAUGCUGUUGCAGCAGCAGCAGCAACAACAACAACUGCAACAGCAACAACAACAACAACAGCAGCAACCAUUCCCCAACUUUUCAGGGCAGUCUUCUCAACCUUCCAUUUCACAGAUAAAUUUUCUGCAACAACAGCGUGUUUUGCAACUGCAACAACAGCAGCAGCAACAGCUAUUGAAGGCUCUUCCUCAGCAACGCCCUCAACUACAGCAGCAGUUUCAACAGCAUAAUUUUCCUAGUCCAGGAAUGUGUGCUAGGCGUUUGACGCAAUACAUGUAUCAGCAGCAGCACAGACCAGAUGAUAACAAUAUUGAUUUCUGGCGGAAAUUUGUUGCUGAGUUUUUUGCCCCCAAUGCUAGGAAAAGAUGGUGUGUGUCAAUGUAUGGAAAUAGCCGCCAAACUAGUGGUGUUUUCCCUCAGGAUACAUGGCAUUGUGAAAUAUGCAACCAGAAGCCAGGACGUGGUUUUGAGACAACUGUUGAAGUUUUGCCAAGAUUAUUUAAAGUCAAGUAUGACAGUGGCACUUUGGAAGAACUUCUCUAUGUUGAUAUGCCUCGUGAACAUCAGAAUGGAACAGGUCAAAUUGUACUUGACUAUGCCAAAGCAAUUCAAGAAAGUGUUUUUGAGCACCUUCGUGUAGUACGUGAUGGUCAACUUCGUAUUGUUUUUUCUCCAGAUCUUAAGAUAUGCUCUUGGGAGUUCUGUGCACGGCGUCAUGAGGAGCUUUUCCCUCGAAGAUUGAUUAUACCACAGGUAAGUCAACUUGGGGCUGCUGCACAAAAAUACCAAGCUUCUGCUCAGAAUGGAGCCAACUCAUCGACUCCUGAUUUACUAAAUAAUUGUAACGCGUUUCUAGCUUCUGCUCGGCAAUUAGCAAAAACUUUGGAGGUGCCUUUAGUUAAUGAUUUAGGAUAUACAAAGAGAUUUGUAAGGUGUCUUCAGAUAUCAGAGGUGGUUAAUAGCAUGAAGGAUUUGAUGGACUGUAGCCGGGAGACAGGAAAGGGACCUAUGGAAGCUUUGGCCCAAUUUCCUCGAAGGAGCAGCACAGAUCCAUCAUCCGAGCUUCAUUUACCUCAACCACCAGAGGAGCGGCAACAGGUUGUAGGACACAAUUUGAAUAAUGAUCAUCAUUCUGUACAGGCAAGUGCUGUUCACCCUUCUACAAGCAAUGGUGCUGCAAGUGUGAACAACUCCCAAUGCCUGUCAUCCAUCUCUGGUUCUAACACAGCCAUCGUUGGGCUUCUUCGCCAGAAUUCUAUGAAUUCUCAAAUUGAGAACUUGAUGAAUAAUCCUACCAGUCCUUAUCCUGGGACUGCUGUUCAGAUACCAUCUGCUGGGUCCUCAACUACUAUGCCACCAGCUCAAGCCAAUCCCCCUUCCCCUUUCUCAUGCACAACACCAUCCUCUUCUAAUAACCCCCCUCAAAGUUCUCAAAAUGUGAUAGCAGCAUCGGCCACUAGAAAUAACAUCAGUCCAGUGAAUUCAUCGGUACAAAUCCCAGUUCAGCUGCAAUCUCAGUCAAAUGGGUUUGAUCCAAAUGAAUCCGAAAACUCUUUUGAGAAGGUUAUUCAAGAAAUAUUGAGUUCAACACAUGUAAGCACAGCAGGUAGCACAGUUGGUUCUACACAGGACAACAUGAGCACAGUUUGUUCUGCACAGAACAUGAACACAGUUGGCUCUGUACUGAACAUGUCCACAGUUGGCUCUUUACAGAACAAUAUGAACUCUGUUGGUUCUGCACAGAACAAUCUGAAGAAUGUUAAUGGGAUGGUGCAGUUUAGUCGUAAUUCAGUCAGUAACAGCAAUUGCCUAGUGAGUAAUGGUACACUCAUUACCAAUUCAGGCUUUGGCAAUGGAGGAUUUGUGAACUUGGGUGGUGGGAUUGGUCUUGCUGCCACUGCUUCUGGAAUAAGAGGUGCCCAUGGAACUAACUUUGGGCCCUUGAAUGGGAAGGCAGAUCUGCAAUUGAUGCCACAAGAUACAAGCGUGAACUAUCAGCAACAGGAAAUGACCAACCGUUUUCGUAAUGGCCUGAGAACUGUAAAUGGCUUCAAUAACCUCCCAACCGAAUGGAAAUUGCCUUGAAGAUCUUUCAUUGUGGGUUGUGCUGAUAGAUUGUGUUCAUGUUGAAAGUUGAAAGCAACAUAUGUUAAUGGAGCUGUGGUGGUGAUGGUGGUGGUGAUAAAAGGGGUUGUGCUGUGUUGAAGUGGGUUUUCGUAUUGCUGCUACUAAUGGUUAUAGGAAACUAUAGAGGAGCUUAAUGGGUUUCAAUUAGAAAAUUUACAAUAUGUUGUCAUUUAGUCGGCCUUGUUUCUUCCUUGUGUACUGAAAGCGUACCUUGUUUUCAAAAAGUUUCCCAUUUGAGGCCUGUUACUGUGUAAUGUACAUAGUUUCCCUAUCAGGGUUGUUCCUGUAAAACAGCUUCAAAAUGGGAACCAAUUUCCCGGCUUUUCUGCAGUGGAAUGGGACCACAGUCUAUAGUUACAAUGAAAUGCUGUAUUAGUUUA